AUGUCUACGCCGUACCACGGAGUAACCGAAUCCCUCAGCGAGCCAAUCCUUCAGUGGACCGAUCUGACGUACGAGGUCAAAACUAAGGCUGGUAAGAGCACAGAGUGGAAGACCAUCAUGUCAAAGGGCACCGGAAUGGCCCGUGCUGGUGAGACCAUUGCCAUUAUCGGCUCAUCGGGUGCCGGUAAGACAACCCUCCUCAAUGCUCUAUCUGGCCGUAUUGAGGGCGGCCGUCUCUCUGGCUCUAUCCUGUAUCGCGGUGCCAAGCGUCACCCCGGCUCGUUCAAGCGUACGACCGCCUACGUGCAGCAGGAUGACAUGAUGCACCCGCUCCUGACAGUCAAGGAGACACUCACGUAUGCAGCCAAGCUCCGCCUCUCCAACAGCCAGUAUACGGAGAAGGAGAAGCUGGAGCGCGUCCAGACAGUGAUGCGCCAGCUGAGACUCGAGGGCGCGAAAGACACGCCUAUCGGCAAUGCCCAGACACGCGGUGUGUCGGGCGGCGAGAGAAAGCGAGUCUCUGUCGGCAUGGAGCUCCUGACAAGCCCCAGCAUUUUGUUCCUCGAUGAGCCGACAUCGGGCCUCGACAGCAACUCGUCGGAGCUGGUGGUCGAGCUAGUCAAGGGCAUUUCCAAGGACCGCGGGAUUGCGACCAUGAUGACAAUCCACCAGCCUAGCGCGCGCAUCUUCAAUCUCUUCGACAAGGUCAUUCUGCUGUCGCAGGGUCGCAUCGUGUAUUUCGGCCCUGUCUCGGAGUCCAUCCAGUACUUUGCCAAGAUUGGCCACCAGUGCCCGAUGCACGAGAAUCCAGCCGACUACUUUGUCGACCUGAUGACUCUUGACUAUCGCAGCGACACGACUCUGGCGCAAAGCAAAGAGCGGGUUGCAGCGCUAGCAGAUACAUUCGCCGAGCACGCCAAUGCCUCCAGUGGAAGCUUUGCAGAGAAGCAAUCGUUGGCUCGCAGCUACGGCGAGCAGGAUAAUUCGCACGUGGUUACCAAGAACAGCUGGCUGUACGAGUAUGCAACACUGGCAAGGCGCGACUGGACGAAUGCGCUGCGCAACACGCCGUUCGCCGUGGGCCAGAUUAUGCAGGCAAUUGUCAUGGGCGUGCUGAUCGGCUUCAUGUACUUUUACCUGAAGAACGACUCGCUCAGUGUCAUGAACCGCAUGGGUGUGCUGUUCAUCAUCACAGUCAAUGCAACCUUCCCGGUGGUCAUGCCCAUGUUGUCCUUGUACGUAGAGGAGCGCGAUAUCAUGGUGCGUGAGCGUGCUUCGGCUGCUUUCCGCAUUUCCUCGUUCUACGUGUCCAAGGCAACCGUGUUCCUGCCGUUCGCCCUGAUAAGCAACACGAUCCUGUUCAUCGGCAUCUACUUUAUUGCACACCUGACGUUCAGUGCCAGCAAGUUCUUUAUUGCCCUGGCCAUAUUCUACUGCAUCAACAUGGUGUCCAUUGCCUUCACCCUGAUGGUCGGCUCGGCAGUCGAGUCCACAGAGAUGGGGUUCAUGAUUGCACCCGCAAUUCUGACCAUCCAGCUGCUGUUUGGCGGCCUGUUCUCAAACCCGUCAACGAUCACACCCGUCCUGCGCUGGCUCCGCUGGAUCAACCCUGUGUUCCACACGUUUGCAGCAUUGGCGCAAAACGAGCUUGGCGGACUCACGUUCACCUGUCCUCCCGAAACCCAGUGCUACGCAACCGGCGAGCAGGUGCUGAAGUCGUACAGCCUGACCAGGUUCAAUACCUGGCAAAGCGUUCUGUUUUUGAUUAUGCUUGGCGCUGUCAACUAUGCUGCUGGAUACGCGUUCUUGCGCUGGAAGGCCAAGCCAAAGUACAUCUGGCUGUAG
This is a messenger RNA of Linderina pennispora, 1845 nucleotides long. RefSeq names its product P-loop containing nucleoside triphosphate hydrolase protein. The coding region runs from base 1 to 1845 and encodes 614 amino acids. Gene Ontology annotation, cellular component: membrane. Lineage: Eukaryota; Fungi; Kickxellomycota; Kickxellomycetes; Kickxellales; Kickxellaceae. The transcript has a single exon. The record is from RefSeq and is a predicted model, not a curated record. Gene Ontology annotation, molecular function: ATP hydrolysis activity; ATP binding; ABC-type transporter activity.